Molecule: messenger RNA, 1048 nt
Organism: Apis dorsata (giant honeybee)
Lineage: Eukaryota; Metazoa; Arthropoda; Insecta; Hymenoptera; Apidae
Product: odorant receptor 46a-like
Exons: 5
Coding region: 5-949 (314 amino acids)
Biological process (GO): detection of chemical stimulus involved in sensory perception of smell; sensory perception of smell
Cellular component (GO): plasma membrane
Molecular function (GO): odorant binding; olfactory receptor activity
Source: RefSeq, a predicted model, not a curated record
UCUGAUGAAUCAUAAAGCGAUUAAAAUCUUUAGAAAGAAGCUCGAGGAGGAGCCUUGUAAACCUAUGAACACCAAGGAGGUUAUGAUCCAAAAAAGUUUCGACAAGAAUAUCGGGUCGAUCACUACUUAUUAUACGAUCAUGGUGGAGUUUACAGUAUUUUGUAUGAUUGUAUCUUCAUUGGUAACCGACUUCAGAAACCAGAGAUUGGCGUACGAAGCUUGGCUACCUUUCAACUGCUCUGCACCAAAUUAUUAUUAUUAUUAUAUCGCGUACGUUCAUCAGAUCAUCGCUCUGAUUGGUACUUCGCUUUUAAACGUGGCCUGUGACGUGACCAUUUGCGGAUUGUUCGUCCAUAUGUACAGCCAGCAAGAAAUAUUGAAGCAUAGAUUGAAGGAAAGCGUAAAUGUUGGAAAUAGAUUGAAUAUUGGAAAGAUCGUACAUUUUCACAAUUAUCUAUACGGGUUUGUUCAGUUUUGUGUUCAGUCUAAAUGUCUGGAAGAAAAAAAUCGAAUCUUCGAACGAACGUGUAGAUACGCUUUUAUGGUACAGGAGAAGUUCAAGAAAAUAAUAGGUAUUCAACUUUUAUCGAGUACUCUGGUAGUGUGCUUUAUUCUUUACGAAUUGGCAAACACACCAUUGAUCAGCUCUAAAUUUCUGGAAUUCGUCCUAUAUUUGGCGUGCAUGAUGACACAGAUCUUCGUUUAUUGCUGGUACGGAAAUCAGCUCAAAUUAAAGAGUACCGAGAUUGUGGACACGAUUUUCGAAUUAGAUUGGAUCUCCCUUGACAAUAGAAGCAAGAAAGAUUUGAUAAAUAUAAUGAGAAGAGCGAUGAAUCCGAUCGAGUUGACCUGCGCAUACAUCUUUACGAUGGAUUUGAGAACUUUCGUGAGCAUAUUGAAAAUGUCAUAUUCGACGUACAAUUUCCUUCAGAGAACGAAGGAAUCGUAAGUUACAAUGUUUCGAUUAAUCUUUGCGAUUAAUCAAAGAUUAAUCUAAUUCGUAAAUAACUUGAUAUGAAAAUUUUCAAGAUCAAGAAUUUUUUCUAAU